Molecule: messenger RNA, 2965 nt
Organism: Eruca vesicaria subsp. sativa (arugula)
Lineage: Eukaryota; Viridiplantae; Streptophyta; Magnoliopsida; Brassicales; Brassicaceae
Source: the annotation of a GenBank genome assembly
AAAAAGAGUGGCUGCGAAAAAUUCAUUUCCUUCGUGUGUUUGUUUAGUGUUUCUGAGGUUCUCACUAACUCAACCUCUCUGCCGUUUGUUUUUUUUUUUCUUUUUGUUAAAUCCUUUUGUUGGGUUUACUUAAUCAACGGUGUUUGAUCGACAAGAAACAUCAUAAAGUCUCUUUGACUUUAUCAUUGAUCGGGGGGGAUUCGAACUCGGGGUUGGUGUGUCUCAAAUGCCCGAUAGUGUUCGGAGCAUGAAGAUGAACAUGAAAAGCCUCCUCAAGAAACUCCACAUCACUCCCAAUCAACCCGAUGAAACAACCGACGGAUCAUCAAUCUCAACCAAUAACAACAAGUCAAACGACGUCUCAUCAUCACCAUCUCACCAGAGCCCUGAAGUCAAACCCUUUUCCGGUUUAUCGAAUUGGUUAAGUUCCGUUGGUCAAAGAAAAAGCCCAAGCCCACCAGACUCUUUCAAUGCCAAGAACAGAGCCGUUAACAACAGUGCCGAUGAUGAUGAUCAAGAUACGGUUUUGAGUAAGGAUCCAGAGGUUGAAGAAGAGUAUCAGAUACAAUUAGCUUUAGAGCUUAGCGCUAAAGAGGAUCCUGAAGCUGCUCAGAUCGAAGCUAUGAAGCAGUUUAGUUUAGGCUCUUCCGCUCCUGAUAACUCUCCUGCUGAACUCGUUGCUUAUCGUUACUGGAAUUACAACUGUCUUGGCUAUGAUGAUAAGAUCUUGGACGGUUUUUACGACUUGUAUGGAGUUUUGAACGCUUCCUCAGCUGAAAAGAUUCCUCCUUUACUUGAUCUUCAAGGGACCCCUGUUUCUGACGGUGUGACUUGGGAGGCUGUUCUUGUGAACAGGAGUGGGGAUUAUAAUCUGUUGAGAGUUGAACAGAUGGCUAUUGAUAUUGCGGCGAAGACGGAGUCUGUUUCUUCGUCUAGUUUUGUGAAUAGUGAGCUGGUGAGGAAGCUUGCUGGUUUAGUUGGUGAUUACAUGGGUGGGCCUGUUGUUGAUCCGGAUAGUAUGUUGAGAGCUUGGAGGAGUCUUAGUUACAGUUUGAAAGCAACUCUUGGGAGCAUGGUUUUGCCGCUUGGUUCUCUUACUAUUGGAUUGGCUCGUCACCGUGCCUUGUUAUUCAAAGUUUUAUGUGAUAGCGUUGGUGUUCCUUGUCGGAUAGUCAAAGGACAGCAAUAUACCGGUUCCGAAGAUGUGGCAAUGAACUAUAUCAAGACCGAUGAUGGCAGGGAGUACAUUGUUGAUCUUAUGGGAGAUCCUGGUACGCUUAUUCCAGCUGAUGCAGCUGGACUACAAAUAGACUAUGAUAAACCCGUCUGCUCCACUAGUUCUAGGGACAAUGAUUCAUUUCAUGCAGCGUCUUCCACCAAUGGGACUGAUAUGUCACGUCAACAGAAUGGAGAGUUGCCCACAGGGGAACAUCGUUAUGAGGAGAGAAACCAAACCGCAGGAGGAAGAGAUCUCAUUGUUCGUUCAAAUAUUUCAAAGGAUGUGGCGAAUGUUGAAAAGGCUCCAGUUCAGAAUCUCUCUAGCAGGCCUAUUCAUUCUUUCACUCAUAUGAGAUCACCUUCUUGGACUGAAGGUGUGAGCUCCCCAGCUGCACGGAGGAUGAAAGUCAAAGAUGUUUCACAAUAUAUGAUUGAUGCUGCCAAAGAGAAUCCACGGUUAGCUCAGAAGCUUCAUGAUGUAUUACUUGAGAGCGGAGUUGUAGCUCCCCCCAACUUAUUCUCCGAAGUCUAUCCCCAGCAAUUGGAUGCAACCGUUGAAAUAAAAAAUUUGAAUGAAGCCAAGAAAGAGAAAGAGAAAGGAAAAGAUUUAGAGACAGGUCAUCAGCAAGGAAGACACCAAAACGAUCUUGCUCCAGUGCGGUUUUUGCCUCCAUUACCAAGACUGCAUCCUAAAGCAGAUACACAUGAUCAACAUGAUCAUGGCAAAGUUGUUAGUCAGUCUGAUUCUCCACAUUCUGAAGCAUCUUCUACAGAAUAUGCCAGAACCGUACCUGCUGCUGUAGCCGCAGCGGCUGUGGUUGCAUCUUCAAUGGUUGCAGCUGCUGCUGCCAAGACUGCAAACACAGAGUCCUCCACCUUAGAACUCCCUGCUGCAGCUGCAGCCACGGCCACUGCUGCUGCAGUUGUGGCAACAGCUGCAGCCGUAUCCAGGCAUCUUGAAUUAGGGUCGAAUAGCGAUGGAGAUGCUGGUUCUGGUGGACAUGAGCCUCAAGGAAGUGGGGACUCCCCUCAUGGACCAAAUUCAGGUGAGAGAAUAUCUGACAGAUCUACUGGCAACGAAAGUUCCAAGUCUGAUGCUACACUUGAUGAUGUCUCUGACUGUGAGAUUUUGUGGGAAGAACUUACUUUGGGAGAACGUAUUGGACUCGGAUCUUAUGGAGAAGUGUAUCGGGGAGAUUGGCAUGGGACUGAAGUGGCUGCCAAGAAGUUCCUUGAUCAAGAUCUUACUGGAGAAGCAUUGGAGGAAUUCAGAAGUGAGGUCCAAAUCAUGAAAAAGCUUAGACACCCCAACAUUGUUCUCUUCAUGGGAGCUGUAACCCGUCCACCGAAUCUCUCAAUUAUUACAGAGUUUCUUCCUAGAGGGAGCUUGUAUAGGUUAAUCCAUCGGCCUAAUAACCAGUUAGACGAGAGGAGGCGUCUGAGGAUGGCCCUUGAUGCUGCCCGUGGAAUGAAUUAUUUGCAUAGCUGUAAUCCUAUGAUUGUCCAUCGAGAUCUCAAGUCCCCGAACCUUCUAGUUGACAAAAACUGGGUUGUGAAGGCUGAAUGGAUGGCUCCAGAAGUGCUUAGAAACGAACCUGCUGACGAGAAGGAUUCAAGGUUAAGGCCAAGUUUUGCAGAGAUUAUGGUUACUCUAAAGAGGCUACAGAAACCUGUAACAGGUUCCAACAUCCCAAGACCAGUCCCCAGUACUUCUUCUUUAACAACUGAACAAGAACAAAAGGAUUGA